This is a messenger RNA of Diachasma alloeum, 3857 nucleotides long. RefSeq names its product zinc finger protein 395 (gene Glut4EF). NCBI's taxonomy places the organism in Eukaryota, Metazoa, Arthropoda, Insecta, Hymenoptera, Braconidae. Gene Ontology annotation, cellular component: nucleus. The coding region runs from base 1102 to 2901 and encodes 599 amino acids. Gene Ontology annotation, molecular function: RNA polymerase II cis-regulatory region sequence-specific DNA binding; DNA-binding transcription factor activity. The transcript has 8 exons. The record is from RefSeq and is a predicted model, not a curated record. Gene Ontology annotation, biological process: regulation of transcription by RNA polymerase II.
GAGUUUUCUCCCCCCCCCCUUCAGCCAUUAUUCUAUUCCAUUCGUAUAAACUGUGUUUAUACGUCCGUGGAUGAAGGAUUGUAAUCAGUAGUGCCACUACAAUAGUGAAAAAAAUAUAUCCGAAAUAAGAGGAAUUUUUCUUACCAACACCAAUAACCAGUCGGCCGUCAGCGGCAUUGGGUAUCCCAGGCAUCGGCCAUUACCACCACCACAAACUCGACAGUGGCGUCGUGUUACACACCACUACAGGGCUAAACGUGAAGCAACGAGGCACCCGAAGGCACCACGCGCUCUAUCCCGGCGCAUUCUUUUCGCGUUCCUUCGUGGGUGCUAAACACUUUGUGUGAUAUUGGUGAUUGUUUUCGCGGAAUUAUCGAACCGCUAUCGAUGAUAAUUGCAUCGCAGUUGAGUUAACGUGCCAAAUAAAACAGUGAAGGGUUUUUUUGGUUUAAGGAGAUCGGCCAGUGGUGAUUGAUACGAAAUUAACGAUAUUCUUGAUUGCCGAUCUGAUCUUGAGUGCUCGAUUGUUGAAAUAAACAGUUGAACGGGCUUUCGGGUAUAAUCAGUUAUAACGUAUUAUGGUGAAGUGUACGUUGUUAUCUGAUUUCAGAGGAAAAUCAGUUGUUACGAGGUGGAUUGAGAAUGCUAAGGGCGCCGUGACGAAGCCAGACAUACCACGUUGCCGUAACGGUGAAUAUACAUUUGUACUGCCUAGCCGGCACCGUUGGCCACCACGCGUCCGCCUGACGCUUUGAAAUAAAAAAAUCUUUUAAUAAUCCUCGGUAUUGGGUCAACAAUAAUGACAUGAAGUGAUUGAUGACGAAAAUUCCGGCGAAAUUGCAGUGUGAAGAGUGAAAAAUCAGUGUGUGGGGGAAAAUUUUGAUGAAAAGAAAUAAUGAGGGGAGUGUUAAUGGACAAGUUUUGUAAAGAUCGGGUCAAGAGUGUUGGUGUUUUUUCAAUGAUAAAUUAGGUGGUAGUUAAAGUGUGUGCGGAAUAAUUGAACUCGUGGAAUUCAUUGAUUCCAAGUUUCAGAGGGGGAAAAUAUCCGGAAAAACGCAUGUCGUAAUUUUAUUGGGGAAACUGACUCGAUAAUUGGUCACAAUGUCGACUGGCAAGCGUUUGGCAAAACGUAGUAUAAUCGGUACACGAGUUUGUGCACCGGGGAUGGACGGAAAAUAUUACAGUGGGGUUAUCCAUGCGGUUAAGACGCCGGCAUCAGCGGCUAGUGACGCUGGCCUCAGCCUAACCCCGUCUACACGUUAUUCCGUGCGUUUUGAUGCCGUACCGGGCGGCAGGCCACCCAGUCCAAGCACAGAGUAUUGCGAUCGCGAUCUCAUUGGGCCUGGCUUUGGCACUGUCAAUGGGGUGCGUCUCAUGCCGGGACAGAAAGUUUAUCUCACUUACAGGGGUAGGGAAAUUCAGGCGGAGGUAACGAUGCAUAAAGAGCAUCAGGACGAGGUCGAAGUCAAGAUUGCGGCGACUAAUGGAUCGGAGGGUCCGGUGAGUCUGACAAAACGUAUAGAAGAAGUACGUCUGUUGGAGUCUCGCAAGAGUGCACGAUUGGCUGAUCAGAAAACAGAUUUUGCGAGGAUGGCUGAUAUGACUAGUGAUCGUAAACGCGUUACGUCGCACUCUAUCGAUGUACCACACGUACCUGGGUCGAGGAAGAGACGACCGAGCUCGAGCAACGACUCUGAGCGCUCUGACAACGGUGGAUGGACUGAGAAUAAUAAUAGUAACAGUACUAGCAACAAUAAUAUGAGGCAGGAUCAUGGGUGCGUUCGGGAUGAUGAGCGCGAUGGUUGCAUGGAUGAUUGCACAGCAGCUGUUGCACUACUCUCACUGCUCAAUUCAUCUGUCAGCCCCAAUAAUCUACCUUCACCGAUUCCCUGCGAGCCUAGUUAUGGCACUGGGGGCACCUCGAACAGUAGCAGCAGUAGCAGUGGAGGUUCAUGGCGCAGCACCACCCCAUCACCGGGACUCUUGAGUGAAGAGGGUGCAUCACCAUCAGAAGUGUCAGCAUGGCCAACUUCUGGUAAUAAUUUCACAGGGAGAAAUCAUGCACAUCAGGGCCGUCAUGAGAGACGCUCACCGACGAGCAUUCCGUCGGGUUCGUCUUAUGGUAGCACCCCUGGAUCUACCGGCACACUCGAUGAAACAAUGUGGUUCCCUGAUGAUGAUGACAUGCACCCAAAGAAAAAGAGUCGAACUAAAUUGAAUCGAGAAAUCAUUGUCAAUCGACGAAAAUAUACACAACCAACACAAGGCUAUAUUUUCGAAGACUGCGGUCGACCUAAUAUACAUCCUAUGUUCCAAUGCUCCUGGAGGAAAUGCGGUGAGGUCAGGGAAACGGUUGAACAGAUGGUGGCACACAUACGUAAUGUUCAUAAUCCACCAAUACCAGCUGAAGUUGCGUGCACCGUCCAGGAAGAGGAGUUCUACUUCGAUGUGAUAAAGGUCAUUGAGUACGUGAGUUCACCACCAACAAUGUCUCACCGAGACAUGGCAAGGCCACCGCACGAGGACCCUGAGUAUCAGAAGCAACUUGCAUUGGAAGCAGAAGCCAAAGUUGUUAAGGUUAUCGAAACACCUGCUGUCAGAGCUCCACAAACAUCGCUUCUGAAAAUAAGGAAUGAGGAGCAGUCCUUCACACUGUGUCCAUCAUCUCCCACAGGGGGAACUCCAAUAAAGCACCUGAAGCCAACAACAUCCCAGCAACGUCACAUUUUCCCGCCGAGCAGUGGUCUCCUGGCAGUAUCAGCUGGUGGCAAAAUACUCUCCUCAUCCAGACGCGUCCGUGGUGAGACUAAAAAAUGCCGCAAAGUGCACGGCAUGGACAGGAAGACCGAGUGGUGUAAGCAGUGUAGAUGGAAAAAGGCCUGCAGUCGUUACGGUGAUUAGGAAAAAUUAUCAGCCUGUCGUCGACGUGGGCGACCAGCCUCGCCGAGUCAAUCCCAAAGUUUGCCAGUGUAAAAAAUAACAAAAAAACACCACGAAAAUGAAAAUUAUAAAGCGUUAACCGCAAGAUCAACUGCCAACGUACAACAAUAAAUGAGAGAGUGAAUUGUACAGCUAUGAGACACGAUGACAGUACACAUCCCAUGACGAAUGGCUGUUAUCUGUUGCUCGGGCUAUUAUUCGUCUGGCAAGCUCAAUACUAGUGGACAGAGACAACAAAUGGCUCUCAAAUGUCUCUGCGAAAUCGUAAGGAGUCGACCAUAUUUGGACUCAAGUGUUUUUUUACUGUCGAUUCGUGGUAAUUGACACGUAAACGUGCUCGACUCCUGGCGAUUUGUCGUAUCCAUCUCUCGUUGAGAUCUGAACAACCGAAAAUUAAUGAAAUUUAUGGAAAGUGCAUGGCUCUUUCAUCGUCGAGUACUGGCAUGGACGUAGUUUCUGACACGAGUCAAAAACUUCUCUGGAAAAAUUCGGAAAUUAAUUUUCCAGGAGCUUGUUAAGGGAUGGGGCAAAAUGGACACUUGAUUUUUCUUCGUCAGAAACGAAUUUAAAUCGGAAGAAUUCUGCUUUUUAUAAGAGAACAAAUUAUCAUAUUUUGUUAAGAGGAGGAAAGAAACUUGCAUUUUUCGAGAAAAAAAAUUCAAAAACACUUUUUUCCGCGCGAUUUCCCGUAGGAAUCCGAUUUUGGAGGUCGAAUUCGCCUUCGGCCGAAAAAUGGACUUUUGAAAAAUUCCCAAUGUAUUUUUUUCGAAAUAGUUUCUUAAAAUGAUCCCAAAUUUUCAUUUUUUAAUUAUGAAAGCUCCAGGAAAAGAUAAAUUUUGAAGUCCAUCGAUUAUAUUUUCGAAAAUAAGUUAUAAGUAUUUUAAAGACGAGGACAAUUUCUUGAUGACAAAGCGAUU